Molecule: messenger RNA, 2265 nt
Organism: Lymnaea stagnalis (great pond snail)
Lineage: Eukaryota; Metazoa; Mollusca; Gastropoda; Lymnaeidae
Source: the annotation of a GenBank genome assembly
AUGAACUACUCACAGACAACAAUGACACAACGUGUUACAAGAAUGACAAUAAACGUAUUGAAGUAAAUUUUAGCGAGCCGGUGGUAAUCACGUGGGCCAGGGUUGUGUUCAAUAAGUCGGGUACUGAAGAAUAAAGAUACUAAACGUUUAUCAAUUAAGCACUAUUUUGAUUUGGGUUUUAACAAAUCGAUUAUUUGAUUUCUUGAAAGAUCCAUUGGUAUAUUUUUAAAAACAAAAAAAAAAUAAAUUUAAAUGCUAAACCAUAGAAAAAAACUCUCACAGUUUUCUUGAACAAUAUAUUGCCGUCAUUAUGAAUAACAAUAAAUAUAUUUUUUUCGAAAUCAAGUCAGUAGACUAGACAUUGCACAAACAUCACAAUGUCUGCUUUCAGAAAAAUGUAAUAUGUUUUAAUCAACGAUAAAAUCAUUCCCUAAAUACCUAAAAUCACCACCUCUUUGAAACACACACACACCGACACAGUUCAAAUUUCAUUAGUAUAUUAUAUAAAAGUAUUGUAAAAUAUUCAACAUUUCAGCACUGGUAGUCAUUACAGCCUUAGAAUUCACAGCGGUAAUAAACGGAACACAAGUCACCAAGUCGUGCCCAUCCUUCAGGACGCCACACAUAAAAUACAACAGUUUUGAUGUCUUCUGCAUCGGCAAAUUCAUUGUGAAGUCUGUGACUUUAAAAUGGAAAGGAACCGGGCAAGUCUGUUCACUUUACAUUAAUGCAGGUGAGAACCUAAUUGAAGUAAUUGGGAAGAAUAGGUGUAUGUAUAUUUCUUUUUACAGAAUUUUUUUCUUCAUUUCUUUUCGUAUUUUUGUUUGCUGUGUUCGUUGUACUUUCGUAGAGAUAUACACCUACAUGCAUGAUUAAUUAGUUAAUGCACAACUUACUAAUGACAUUAAUAAUGUGUCGCAUUAAUAAAUUUCUUGUUACGUUAGACCGUGUUUCCAUGUUGUCAAGUUGUUUUCUAGUCAAGGAAUUUUGCAAUCAGUUAGGGAUUAGACAAAUUAAUGGGGUGUGAGCUAUUUGGAUCAAACAUGUUUAUGAAUAGAUCAUUAUUUUCACACAAUACACACAUCCAAAAGUAUCGCAAAUGCCUUUAUCAGUACUAUACAAAAUGUGUAUUAUUUGGAAUUGAAUGUGCAUAAUGUAUGUGUUUCCUACAUACAACUGAAAUUGAAAGAUGAUGAAAUGAUACAAAUUUGCGUAACGAAAAAUAGGUCUGAAGAACGGAGAGAAAGGGGGUGGAAGUGCAAUGUAUAAAACUUAAUGAAGAAUUACAUUACAUUACAGUAUAGUUAUUUAUAACUUUGAUUUGGUUUAUUUAGUAAAGAGUCAACGUACCAUUUUAAAAAUAAAGGAAAUGUCCAUUUAAAUUCUAUCAGAAGUAUUAUUCGCAUACAAGAUAACAGGAACUGCAUUGUCUAAGAGAACAUUAUGUUUUGAACCAUUGACAUGUUGUUUUUUGUAGAAACGGGACAAAGGCGUGUGUUUUUAUUGAUGUUUGUCAGGUGUACUUAAAAAUGAUAUUCAAGGCUAUGACAUCUCUCCCCUACGUAUGAUUUUCCUUUAUUUUGCUUUUGGUUAAAAAAGUUUGUGUAAAUCAUAUUAUUCAAUUAAUUCAAAUCAUUCAGGGAAAAAAUGAUCUCAUUAACUUCAAUUACAUAGGGAUGUGUUUUGUUAUGGCUACAAUGUAUAUGUGCUUGGAUAGCAGGGAGGUGUCUUUUAACAUGCAUGGCCCUAAUUUUCUUCCUAAAUAGAAAAGAGAAGUUUAUUAUUUUUCAAAAUAAAUAUUAUUGGUGAAAUUUUCUGACAUUAGUUCAUACUUAUGGUUGUUGCAUAUACUUUUCUGAACAACUUUUUUCCACUCUCUAACAAAAUGUUUGUCUACUCUCUAACGAGAAUGACUAAAUAAAAUAUGAAGCAUAAUUUGAAAAUCAUGAUUCUUUAAAUGAUCAUUUUAAUCAAGAGAUCGACAAUUAAAACAAAAAGAUGUAAACAAGUGAUAGAUUGGGGGGGAAAAAUAUUUUUUGUUUUAAUUAGAUCUAAAAUUUCAAGAAAAUCCCAUUAAAAAAAUAAUUUUAAAUUCGGCAGUAAAAAAUUUAAAUAGUUUAUGCAGUAGUAUGUUUUAUCUCAUAGGCCGUAAUGUAGAACUCGGAGGAGCAGCAGUCGAAGGCUGUAACCCCUUAAAACUUUAGAGCAAUCUUUGACGGAAAUAGUGACAUAGAUUCCUCCUUUAAAUUGGACACCAGCUCUAGC